Molecule: messenger RNA, 25279 nt
Organism: Macaca mulatta (Rhesus monkey)
Lineage: Eukaryota; Metazoa; Chordata; Mammalia; Primates; Cercopithecidae
Source: RefSeq, a predicted model, not a curated record
GACUUGUCUCUCCAGAAUGACUAUGCUCCAUUUCUAGGUCUCAAAUCACAACCAUGAAGUUGAUAUUAUGGUACUUGGUUGUGGCUCUUUGGUGCUUCUGCAAAGAUGUGGAAGCCCUACUUUACCGACAAAAAUCAGAUGGUAAAAUAGCAGCAAGCAGAUCAGGUGGCUUCUCUUAUGGUAGUUCAUCCUCUGGUGACUUGGACAGAAAAAAGCCACUCUUUAGCUUGGAAUUUGGUUCUCCAGGAGAAGCUGAAGACAAGUCCAGACAACGUCAGGAUGCUGGGAGUUCAAGGUCAGAAGACACCCCAGCAGGUGGCUUUUUUUACAGUAGUUCAUCCUCUGAUGACUCAGACAGGAAAAAGCCACUCUUUAGCUUAGGACUUGGUGCUCCAGGAAAGGCUGAAGACAAGUUCAGAGACCGCCAGGAUGCUGGAAGUUCAAAGUCAGAAGACACCCCACCAGGUGGCUUUUUUUAUGGUAGUCCAUCCUCUGGUGACUCAGACAGAAAAAAGUCACUCUUUAGCUUUGAAUUUGGUGCUACAGGAGAGGCUGAAGACAAGUCCAGAGAACGUCGGGAUGCUGGGAAUUCAAGGUCAGAAGACAGCCCAGCAGAUAGCACCAACACAAGAUCUGGUGCUGGCGUUAGUAGCAGUGGUGCUUCUCUGAAUGUGGGAUUUGGUUGGGGGACGUCUGAUGAAAAGGGAUUGGAAGUCGGUAGAGCUGAUGGGAGUGAAACUAGAGGCAGCGGAUCUGCUGGGGGUGAAACCAUAGUCUUUGGAUCUGAUACAGGUAGCUCAGUUGGAACUGGUUAUUCUGGUUUGAAACUUGGAGCAGGGAAAGGUGACGCUGCAUUUGGUUUUGAAGUUUCUGAUUCGAAUUCAUUUGGUGACAGUGGCAUUAGUAGCAAAACAGUUGAAGGAAAUCAAAUGAGUAGUUCUGGAGGAUCUGUUUCCAUUGAUUUAGGUGAUACCAGUUUAAGAAGUGAGAAUCAAUUUGUUGGUGGUGGCUCUCGAAAUUCGAUAUCCAAUUUAUGGGAUUCUGGUCAAGAGGGAUUUGGAAUCAAUGAAAUUGGAGGGAAUGGAUUGAGUGACAGUGUAUCUGCUGAGGCUGGAUUCAAAGGUUUUGGAUCUGAUGCCAGUAGCUCAGGUGACUCAAGUGCAAGAAAUGGGUUUGAAAAUUCUAGUGAUAUCUCUGAAGAUUCAGGAGUCAUAUUGGGGUCAUCUGAUCAACAUGGAUUUGAAGUCAGUAGAACUGGUGGGAAUAGAAAGAGAAGCAGUGAACCUGCUGAGGCUGGAAACUUGAGUCCUGGAUCUGAUGUCCGUGACUCAGGAGGAAACACUUGGUCUUCUGGUUCUGGAAGUGGUGGAGGAAGUGUCACAAACUCGUCUGAAUACAGUACAUCUGGACCACUCAAUACUCCAGAAAAAGGAUCCCACAUUCCAGAAGCAACUCCAAAAUACUCAGAAACAAAUGCAAUUAUUGGUGAAGCAUCUACCUGGAGCAAAGGAGCAUAUAAAUCUUUCAACGGCCGCAUCUUUUUGUUCGAAUCUUCAUGCCCGUACACUUUCUGCCGUCACUGCGUUGAAUCUGGAGGGGAUUUCAAUAUUGAAAUCAAACGAAACAAUGAUAGUGAGACUGAAAAAAUAACAGUUCUAAUUGACAAUAACGACAUCUCUAUUUUUGGUGACACCAUUUUAGUUAAUGGAGAAAGCAUACAGAUACCAUAUAACAAUAAGUUGAUUCACAUUAAAAAAUAUGGAGAAUAUAAUGUUCUGAAUAGCCGUAGAGGAAUCCUGACUUUAAUGUGGGACAAAAAUAACAAACUCUCACUCACUCUUCACAAGCAGUAUCCAACUUGUGGUCUUUGUGGUAACUUCAACAGCACUCCAGGGCAAGAUAUUAAUGAGCACAUUGCCAAUAGUAAAAUUCCUGGUGAUUGUCCCAAUGCUGUUGGUAAAAGCUAUGAAGUUUGUGAAGAUGGAAUACAGCACUGUAACAAAAUUAUUGGAACCUACUUUGAGAAAUGUGGAAAGGUUGCCGCUCUAGCCAAUGACUACAAAAUGAUCUGCAUUGAUGAAUACUGCCAAACUAGAGACAAAACAUCUACAUGUGACACUUACUCAGAACUGUCCCGCCUCUGUGCCUCAGAUGGUCCUGGCACCUUUGAAUCCUGGCGAAGCGAUUCUGAUGUGGUUUGUGAAACACAUAGAUGUCCAGAAGAACAACAUAUCUACAAAGAAUGUGGACCCUCCAACCCUGCAACUUGUUCUAAUGUGGCUCCUUUUCAAGACAGUGACUGUGUGAGCGGCUGCACGUGCCCAGAAGGUUAUCUGUUGGAUGAUAUUGGAGAGAAAGGAAAAUGUGUAUUAAAAGCUGAAUGUCCCUGUGAAUCCAGUGGAAACGUGUAUCAGCCAGGAGAAGUCCGAGAAGGUCCUUGUGGUUCUCAGUGCACAUGCCAAGAUGCAAAAUGGUCUUGCACUGAAGCAUUAUGCCCUGGAAGAUGUAAGGUGGAAGGAAGUUCCCUUACCACCUUUGAUGGUGUUAAGUACAACCUUCCUGGAAACUGCCACUUCCUGGCCAUUCACAAUGAAGAUUGGUCUAUUAGUGUUGAGCUCCGUCCAUGCCCAAGUGGUCAGACAGGAACAUGCUUAAAUAGCGUUACACUUCUUUUGAAUUCUUCUGUUCCAGUUGACAAAUACAUAUUCAGCAGUGAUGGAACAGUCACAAAUGACAAGAUUAGAAAUCAAGGUUAUUACUAUUCAGAUAAAAUACAGAUUUUCAAUGCAUCUUCCUCAUACCUUCAAGUAGAAACAUACUUUCACGUAAAACUACAAAUACAAAUUGUUCCUGUGAUGCAAUUAUAUGUUUCUAUGCCACCCAACCAAUUCACAGACACUGUGGGACUCUGUGGUUCCUACAACAACAAAGCAGAGGAUGAUUUCAUGUCAAGUCAGAAUAUAUUGGAGAAGACAUCUCAAGCAUUUGCUAAUUCUUGGGAAAUGAUGUCCUGUCCUAAAGGAAACCCCUCUUCAUGUAUUAGUAUAGAAAAAGAAAAGUUUGCUGAAAGGCACUGUGGAAUUCUUCUUGAUUCAAGUGGGCCUUUUGCUUCCUGCCACCCAAUUGUGAACCCUAAACACUAUCAUGAGGAAUGCAAAAAAUAUACUUGCUCUUGUGAAAACAGUCAAGACUGCCUAUGUACAAUUUUAGGUAACUAUGUGAAAGCGUGUGCUGAGAAGGAAACAUACAUAGUAGAAUGGAGAACUGGCCUAUGUGAACAUUCUUGUCCAAGUGGACUAGUUUUCAAGUACAAUGUAAAAGCCUGUAAUAGUUCUUGCCGAUCAUUGUCAGAGAGAGAUAGGAGCUGUGAUGUAGAAGAUGUUCCAGUUGAUGGAUGCACCUGCCCUGAUGAAAUGUACCAGAAUAAUGAAGGAAACUGUGUACUGAAAUCUCAGUGUGACUGCUACAUAAAUGACGAGGUCACGCAACCAGGCAAACUCAUCCAUAUUGAUGACAAUAAAUGUGUCUGUCGGGAUGGAAUUCUUCUUUGCCAGAUUCCCAUUGAUUUAACCCUACAAAAUUGUUCUGGAGGGGCUGAGUAUGUAGACUGUAGGGAUCCCAAAGCACAGAGAAGAACCGACAGAACAUGCAGUACUCGGAACAUACCUGUUUUUGAUGAGAACUUGCCUUGCAAACGUGGGUGCUUUUGUCCAGAAGGAAUGGUUCGAAAUUCUAAAGGGAUAUGCAUCCUUCCUGAUGACUGUCCGUGCUCUUUUGGUGGACGAGAAUAUGAUGAAGGAAGUGUCACUUCUGUUGGCUGCAAUGAAUGUACCUGCAUUAAAGGGUCUUGGAGUUGUACCCAAAAUGAAUGUCAAACCAUCUGCCACAUCUAUGGGGAAGGUCAUGUUAGAACUUUUGAUGGGAAAAGUUACAGUUUUGACGGUCUCUGCCAGUAUUCAUUUCUUGAGGAUUAUUGUGGUCAUGAAAAUGGCACAUUUCGUAUUUUAACGGAGAGUGUUCCAUGCUGUGAAGAUGGACUAACAUGCUCAAGAAAAAUUAUAGUUUCUUUUCAGGAUCAGAAUGUUGUCUUGCAAGAUGGUAAAGUAACAGCAGUCAAAUCUACAGAAAGUAAGAAAUGUGAACUCAAUACAAAUGCAUACUCCAUACAUACUGUUGGCCUGUACUUAAUUCUGAAAUUUCAAAAUGGAAUAAUCAUGAUUUGGGACAAAAAUACAAGACUGUCUGUUAUUCUGGAUCCAAACUGGAAUGGCAAGGUGUGUGGUCUCUGUGGAAAUAACAAUGGUGAUCUCAAGGAUGAUUUCACAACAAGAUACUCUUCAGUAGCUUCUGGAGCACUGGAAUUUGGGAAUAGUUGGAAAACAAGCCAAGAGUGUUCAGAUACAGUGGCUGAGACUUUCCCAUGUGAUUCAAACCCAUACUGUAAAGCCUGGGCUGUGCGAAAAUGUGAGAUCCUCAGAGACAGCACCUUCAGAGACUGCCACAGCAAGGUUGACCCCAGUGCUUACUAUGAUGCAUGCAUUGAAGAAGCCUGCGCAUGUGACAUGGAGGGGAAGUACCUGGGAUUCUGCACUGCCGUGGCUAUGUACUCAGAGGCGUGUAGUGCAGUUGGAGUUUGUGUCUCAUGGAGAAAACCAAAUCUGUGUCCUGUCUACUGUGAUUAUUACAAUGCACCUGGGGAAUGCAGAUGGCAUUAUGAACCUUGUGGCACAGUGACUGCAAAAACAUGCAAAGAUCAGGUCAUUGGCCAGAAAUUUUCUUCACUUUUAGAAGGUUGUUAUGCUAAGUGCCCAGAUAGUGCUCCUUACCUGGAUGAGAACACCAUGAAAUGUGUCAGUUUAUCUGAGUGCAGCUGCUUCUAUAAUGAUAUCAUACCAGCAGGGGAAGUGAUUGAAGAUAAUUGUGGAAGAACAUGCUACUGUAUUGCAGGGCAGUUGGAGUGCAGUGAAACUGCUCCUACCAAUUCAACAUUUGCAGUUUCCACUACAACAGCUACCGCCAUAUUAAGCACCGGAGCAGCAAUUACACUGGUUACCAGUAGCCCAGGCAUAGCAGCAUCCAUUCCAGCGAUUACAACAUCAAGCAGUGAAACAACAGGAACAACUCUAGGUCCUCUCACCGAGCCUUUUACUACAGGCAUUACUGAAACUUCAGUUCCCAUCAUCUCAACAUCUGGAAAUGCAGGCACGACAGGAGUAGUGAGCCCCACUGUCACUGGUGCUGCAGGCGUGGCAGGAAGAACUGGAGGAGUGGAUGCAGCCACCACUGGAGCUGCUGGUGAAAAUACAUCUGAGAGAGCAGGCACACUGCGGGUAUCUGGAGCAACCCCUGUAGUCGGAGGUGGCAGUACCCUGGGGGAAGCAGGCCCUGGAGCCACAGUUUCUGGAAGCACAGGAGUUUCUGCAGGCUCCACCACUGCCAGCCCUGAAGCCUCAGUCACAACCUCUGAAAGCAGCAAAUCAGGAACUACUGGACCCUCAGUAGGUGGAAAAACUAGAGCCACAAGCAGUGAAGCGACAUCAUCUGAAGGCGUGUCAGGUGGAACAGGACAGCCUCUUGGAUCUACCGCUGGAUCUGACAGUGAAAUCACAGCCAGAACAUCUUUCACUGGUUCCAGCUUACCUGGGAAACUCACCAGGCCAAGCCCAGGCUCACCUGGUCACUUUAGUGGUGGAACAACUGAAGGGGGAAAUGUAGCCACCACUGGAGCUGCUGGUGAAAACACUUCUGGAGCAUCGGGUUCAACAGAAGGGUCCGUGGAAGCCACCACCAGAGCAGGCAGUGGAAACACAGCUGGAACAUCAGGUACUAGGGCCACUGGUCCUGGAAACACAGCAGUCUCAGGCACACCUGUGGUAUCACCUGGAGCAACUCCUGGAGCUCCAGGUAGCAGCACCCCUGGGGAAGCAGGCACUGGGGCCACCAGUUUUGGAAAAUCAGGGACCCCGACAGUAUCUGCUGCUUCAACUACCAGUAGCCCUGUGAAUAAACACACGAAUGCAGCCUCAGCCACAGCAGUGACAAUCUCUGGAAGCAAACCAGGUACACCUGGAACACCGGGUGGUACGACUAGUGGAGGUGAAAUUACAUCUGGGCGGUCCAGCAGUGGUACCACCACAGGCUCUUCAAAUACACCAGGGGCAACUGGAUCAUCAACUGGGGAGACAGAGACAACUAGACCAUCAGCUAAAUUAACAGGGAAUUAUGGACAAUCAUCUGAAAUACCAGGGACAACUAAAUCAUCAUCUGAUGUUUCAGGGACAUUGGGGCCAUCAGAUAUAACAUCUGGACCAUCAGUUGCAGUGACAAGGACUUCUGAACAAUCGUCAGGAGUCACAGAGACAUCUGAACUCUCACUUGGAGUAUCAGGGACAACUGGGCCAUUAGCUGAAAUAUCAGGGACAACCAGACCAUUAGUUUCAGGAUUAAGGACAACUGUAUCAUUAGCUGGAGGAUCAGGGACAACUGGACCUUCAUCAAGAGAACCAGUGACAACUAGACCAUUAGCUGAAGGUUUAGGGACAAGUGGACGAUCGUUUACAGGAUCAAGAACACCUGGAUUAUCAGCUACAGAACUAGGUACAACUGUGUCUUUUACUGGAGGAUUAGGUACAAGUAGAUCAUCUGCUAGAGAAAUAGGGACAACUGGACCAUCAGCUGAUGGGUCAGGACCAUUUGUUGUGAGAUCAGGGACAACUAGAUUAUCAGCUGGAGUGACAAGAGCAACUGAAACAUCACCUGGAGUGACAGGAACAACUACACGAUCAGUUGAAGACUCCAGAACAACUGGACCAUCUGUUCUAGUGACAGGAACAACUGGACAAUCAGGCCAAGGAUCAGGGACAACCAGAAAAUCUAUUAUAGAAUCAGGAUCAGGGACAAAUGGACCAACAUCUGCAGGAUUAGGAACAACUGCACCAUCAGCCAGAAGAUCAGGUACCACAAGACCAUCAGUUGGAGGAACUGGGACAACUGGACAAUCAGGUGCAGAAUCAGGAACAACUGAACCAUCAGCUAGAGUGACAGAUGUAACUGGAACAUCAGCAACAUCAGCUGAAGUAUCAGGAAGAAUUGAACCAUCAGCUACAGGAUCAGGUACAAGUAGACCACUAGGUGAAACAGCAGGUACAACUGUACCAUCAGUGGAAGGAUCAGAGGCAACUGGACCAUCUGUCAUUGGAUCAGAAACAACUAGACUAUCAGUUAGAGGAUCAGGGACAACUGGAACUUCAUCUGGAGGUUCAGGUGCAACAAGAUCAUCGGGUGGAGGAAUGGGGACAACUGGACAAUCAACUGCAAGAUCAGAAACAACUGGACCACUUUUUGGAUUGACAGAAACAUUUGGACAAUCCUCUACAGUGACUGGGACAUCUUCAAAUUCAGCUGGAGUAACAACAUCUGAAGAAUCACCUGGAGUGGCAAUGACAACAGGACUAUUGGUUGAAGGGUCAGCUACAACUCGACCACCUCUUUUAGAAUCAGAGACCACUGAAUCAUCAGCUGGAGUGACAAUGACAUCUGGACAAUCAGCCAGAGUGACUGGGGCAACUGGACCAUCAGCUGGAGAGACGGGAACAACUGGACCAUCAACUGAAGGAUCAAUUGCAACUGUACCAUUUAUUAUUGGAUCAGAAACAACUAGACCAUUAUAUAUAGGAUCAGGGACAACUGGAACUUUAUCUGGAGGUUCAAGUACAACAAGAACAUCAGAUGGAGCAACAGGGACAACCAGAAAAUCAACUGCAAGAUCAGAAACAACUGGACCCCUUUCUGGAUUGACAGGAACAUCUGGGCAAUUGGCUGGAGUGACUGGGACAUCUUCAAAAUCAGCUGGAGUAACAGUGACAUCUGAAAAAUCAGCUGGAGUUGCAGCGACAACAGGAUCAUUUGUUGAAGGAUCAGUCACAACUGGACCACUUCUUUUAGAAUCAGAGACAACUAGAUCAUCAGGUGGAGUGACAGUGACAUCUGGACAAUCAGCCAGAGUGACUGACACAGUUGGAGCAUCAGCUGGAGUGAUAGGAACAACUGGACCAUCAACUGAAGGAUCAGGGGCAACUGGACCAUCCGUUGUGGGAUCAGGAACAACUAGACCAUUAGCUGGUGAAUCAGGUACAACUGAAUCAUCAGUUGGAGUGACAGGGACAAGGCCAUCAUCAGGAGGAUCAGGGACAACUGAGUCAUCAUCAAGAGAAUCAGCAACAACUGGACCAUCAGAUGAAGGAUCAGGAACAACUGGACUAUCACCUGGAGUGACAGUGACAUCUGGACAAUCAGCUAGAAAGACUGGGACAACUGGAGCACCAGCUGGAGUUACAGAAACAACGAGAUCAUCUGUUGUCAAAUCAGGGACAACUGGACCAUCUGUUACAGGAACAAGGACAACUGUAACUUCAUCUGGAGAAUCAGGUACAACAAGAUCAUCAGGUGGAGAAACAGAGACAACUGGCCAAUCAGCUGUAAAAUCAGGGACAGCAGAAUCAUUUACUGGGUUGACAAGAACAUCUAGGCAAUCAGCUGGAAUGACUGGGACAUCUGCACAAUCAGCUGGAGUGGCACUAACAGGUCAUUUUGUUGAAGGAUUAGUGACAACUGGUUCAUCUACUGUAGGAUUAGAGACAACUAGACCUUCAGCUGUAGGAUCAGGAACAACUGGACCUCCUGUUGUAAAAGCACAGACAAUUGGACCAUCAGCUGGAGUAACAGUGACAUCUGGACAAUCAGCUAGAAUGACUGGGGCAACUCGACCAUCAGUAGGAGUGACAGGAACAACUGGACCAGCAAGUAAAGGAUUAGGGACAAUUAGACCAUCUGUUGUAGGAUUAGAGACUACUGAACCAUUAGCUGAAGGAUCAGGGACAACUGGAUCACCUAUUGUAGGAGAGACAACUGUACCAUCAGCUAGAGUGAGAGUUACAUCUGGAUAUUCAGAUAGAGUGACUGGGGCAACUGAACCAUUGGCUGGAGUAACAGGAACCACUAAACAAUCUGUUGUAGGAUCAGUGACAACUGGACCAUCAGUUACAGGAGUAGAGACAACUGUAAAAACUUCAUCUGGAGGAUUAAGUACAACCACAUCAUCAGUUGGAGGAACAAGGACCACUGGACAAUCACCUGAAAUAUCAGGGGCAACAGGACCAUUUACUGGAUUGACAGGGACAUCUGCACAAUCAGCUGGGGUGACAAUGACAUCUGUCCAAUCAGCUGGAGUGGUAGUAACAACAGAACUAAAUGUUGAUGGCUCAGGGACAACUGGAAAAUCUCUUGUAGGAUCAGGAACAACUGGAUUAUCAGCUGAAGCUAUAGGGACAACUGGACCAUCAACUGAAGGAUUAGAGAAAACUGGACCAUCUAUUACUGGAUCAGGAACAACCAUACCAUUAGUUACAGAAUCAUGGACAACUGGAACUUCAUCUGGAGGACAGGGUACAACGAGUCUAUUAGUUAGAGGAACAGAGACAACUGGACAAUCAGUUUCAGGAUCAGCGACAACAGGGCCAGUUACGGGAUUAACGGAAAACUCUGGUCCAUCAGCUGGAGUGACAGUGACACCUAGACAAUCACCUACAGUGACUCAGACAACUGGGUCAUCAGCUGCAAUAUCAGGAACCACUGUACAAUCUCUUACAGUAUCAGGGACAGUUAGAUCAUCAUCUGGACAAACAGAAAAAACCGGAUCAUCAGUUGAAGAAUCAGGGACAGCUGAACCAUCAGCUGUAAGGUCAGGGACUACUGGACCAACAGCUGGAGUGAAACAUACAAAUGGGCCAUCAUCAGGUGGAGUGACAGGGAUAACUGGGUCAUCACCUGGAGUGACGGGGAUAACUGGAUCAUCUGCAAGAUCAGGGACAAGUAUCCCAUCUGCUGGAAAAACAGGAACAACUAGAACAUCAGUUGAAGAAUCAAGGACAACUGGACCAUCAGCUGGAAUAACAGGUACAAAUGGACUAUCAGCUGGAGUGACAGGGAUAACUGGAUCAUCACCUGGAGUGACAGGGAUAACUGGAUCAUCUGCAAGAUCAGGGACAAGUAUCCCAUCUGCUGGAAAAACAGGAACAACUAGAACAUCAGUUGAAGAAUCAAGGACAACUGGACCAUCAGCUGGAAUAACAGGUACAAAUGGACUAUCAGCUGGAGUGACAGGGACAACUGGAUCAUCACCUGGAGUGACAGGGAUAACUGGACCAUCAGCUGGCAUGACAGGGACAACUGGACCAUCAGCAGAAGUGACAGGAAAAACUGGACUAUCAGCUGGAGUGAUGGGGACAACUGGUCCAUCAGCUGAAGUGACAGGGCUACCUGUAGUAUCAACUGGGGUGACAGGGACAAUUGGAUCACCAGCUGGAGUGACAGGGACAACUGCAGUAUCAGCUGGAGUAACAGGGACAACUGGACUAUCAGCUGAAGCAACAGGGAUAACUGGACUAUCAGCUGGGGUGACAGGGACAACUGGACUAUCUGCUGGUGUGACAGAGACAAUUGGACUAUCAACUGGGAUGAUAGGGACAAUUGGAUCAUCAGCUGGAGUGGCAGGGACAAGAAGACUAUCAGCUGAAGUGACAGGGACAACUGGACAGACAAAUGGUGUGACAGGGUCAACUGGACUGUCACCUGGGGUGACAGGGACAACUGCACAGUCAGUUGAAGUGACAGGGACAAUAGGACAAUCUGUUGGGGUGACAGGGACAGCUAGAUCAUCAGCUGGAGUGACAGGGAUAAUUGGACUAUCAGCUGGACUGACAGGGACAAGUGGACUAUCAGCUGGGGUCACAGGGACAACUAGACAGUCAGCUGAAGUGACAGGGACAACUGAACAAUCUGUUGGAGUGACAGGGACAACUAGAUCAUCAGCUGGAGUGACAGGGAUAACUGGACUAUCAGCUGGAGUGACAGGGACAAGUGGACUAUCAGCUGGGGUGACAGGGAUAACUGGGCUAUCAGCUGGGGUGAGGGGGACAACUGGACAGUCAGCUGAAGUGACAGGGACAACUGGACAAUCUGUUGGAGUGACAGGGACAGCCAGAUCAUCAGCUGGAGUGACAGGGACAAUUGGAUCACCAGCUGGAGUGACAGGGACAACUGUACUAUCAGCUGAAGCGACGGAGACAACUGAACAAUCUGUUGGAGUGACAGGGACAACUAGAUCGUCAACUGGAGUGACAGGGACAACUGGACUAUCAGCUGAAGCGACAGGAACAACUGGACCAUCAGCUGAGGUGACAGGGACAACCAGACUAUCAGCUAGAGUGACAGGGACAACUGGACAAUCUGUUGGAGUGACAGGGACAACUAGAUCAUCAAUUGGAGUGACAGGGAUAACUGGACUAUCAACUGGAGUGACAGGGACAAGUGGACUAUCAGCUGGGGUGACAGGGAUAACUGGACUAUCAGCUGGGGUAAGGGGGACAACUGCAGUGACAGGGACAAUUGGAUCCCCAGUUGGAGUGACAGGGACAACUGGACUAUCAGCUGAAGCAACAGGGACAACCAGACCAUCAGCUGAAGUGACAGGGACAACUGGACAGACAAAUGGUGUGACAGGGUCAACUGGACUGUCACCUGGGGUGACAGGGACAACUGCACAGUCAGUUGAAGUGACAGGGACAAUAGGACAAUCUGUUGGGGUGACAGGGACAGCUAGAUCAUCAGCUGGAGUGACAGGGAUAAUUGGACUAUCAGCUGGACUGACAGGGACAAGUGGACUAUCAGCUGGGGUCACAGGGACAACUAGACAGUCAGCUGGUGUGACAGGGUCAACUGGACUAUCAGCUGGGGUGACAGGGACAACUGGACAGUCAGCUGAAGUGACAGGGACAACUGAACAAUCUGUUGGAGUGACAGGGACAACUAGAUCAUCAGCUGGAGUGACAGGGAUAACUGGACUAUCAGCUGGAGUGACAGGGACAAGUGGACUAUCAGCUGGGGUGACAGGGAUAACUGGGCUAUCAGCUGGGGUGAGGGGGACAACUGGACAGUCAGGUGAAGUGACAGGGACAACUGGACAAUCUGUUGGAGUGACAGGGACAGCCAGAUCAUCAGCUGGAGUGACAGGGACAAUUGGAUCACCAGCUGGAGUGACAGGGACAACUGAACUAUCAGCUGAAGCGACGGAGACAACUGAACAAUCUGUUGGAGUGACAGGGACAACUAGAUCGUCAACUGGAGUGCCAGGGACAACGGGACUAUCAGCUGAAGCGACAGGAACAACUGGACCAUCAGCUGAGGUGACAGGGACAACCAGACUAUCAGCUGGGGUGACAGGGAUAACUGGACUAUCAGCUGGGGUAACGGGGACAACUGCAGUGACAGGGACAAUUGGAUCCCCAGUUGGAGUGACAGGGACAACUGGACUAUCAGCUGAAGCAACAGGGACAACCAGACCAUCAGCUGAGGUGACAGGGACAACCAGACUAUCAGCUGGGGUGACAGGGAUAACUGGACUAUCAGCUGGGGUGAAAGGGACAACUGGAUCAUUAGCUGGGGUGACAGAGAUAACUGGAUCAUCAACUGGGGUGACAGGGAAAACUGGAUUAUCAGCUGGAGUGACAGGAAAAACUACAGUAUCAGCUGGAGGAACAGGGACAACUAGACUAUCAGCUAAAGCAACAGGGAUAACUGGACUAUCAGCUGGGGUGACAGGGACAACUGGACUAUCUGCUGGGGUGACAGAGACAAUUGGACUAUCAACUGGGGUGACAGAGACAAUUGGAUCGUCAACUGGAGUGACAGGGACAACUGGACAGUCAGCUGGUGUGACAGGAUCAACUGGACAGGCAGCUGAAGUGACAGGGACAACUGGACAAUCUACUGGAGUCACAGGGACAGCUAGAUCAUCAACUGGAGUGACAGGGAUAACUGGACUAUCAGCUGGACUGACAGGGACAAGUGGACUAUCAGCUGUGGUGACAGGGAUAACUGGGCUAUCAGCUGAAGUGACAGGGACGACUAGACUGUCAACUGGGGUGACAGGGAAAACUGGACAGUCAGCUGAAGUGACAGGGACAAUAGGACAAUCUGUUGGAGUAACAGGGACAGCUAGAUCAUCAGCUGGAGUGACAGGGAUAACUGAACUAUCAGCUGGAGUGACAGGGAUAACUGGACUAUCAGCUGGAGUGACAGGGACAAGUGGACUAUCAGUGGGGGUGACAGGGAUAACUGAAUUAUCAGCAGAAGGGACAGGGACAACUGGACUAUCAUCUGAAGAGACAGGGAAAACUGGAUCAUCAGCCGGAGUUACAGGAACAACUGGACCAUCAGCAGAAGUGACAGGAGAAACUGGACUAUCAGUUGGAGUGACGGGAACAACUGGCCCAUCAGCUGAAGCGACAGGGCUACCUGUAGUAUCAGCUGGUGUGACAGGGAUAAUUGGAUCACCAGCUGGAGUGACAGGGACAACUCGGCUAUCAGCUGUGGUGACAGGUAUAAAUGGACUAUCAACUGAGGUGACAGGGACAACUGGACUAUCAGCUGGGCUGACAGGGACAACUGGACUAUCUGCUGGGGUGACAGAGAAAAUUGGACUAUCAACUGGGGUGACAGGCACAAUUGUAUCAUCAGCUGGAGUGACAGGGACAACAAGACUGUCAGCUGGAAUGACAGGGACAACUGGACAGUCAGCUGGUGUGACAGGGUCAACUGGACUAUCAGCUGGGGUGACAGGGACAACUGGACACUCAGUUGAAGUGACAGGGACAACUGGACAAUCUGUUGGGGUGACAGGGACAGCUAGAUCAUCAGCUGGAGUGACAGGGAAAACUGGACUAUCAGCUGGACUGACAGGGACAAGUGGACUAUCAGCUGUGGUGACAGGGAAAACUGGACUAUCAGCUGAGGUGACAGGGACAACUGGAUUAUCAGCUAGGGUGACAGGGACAACUAGACAGUCAGUUGGUGUGACAAGGUCAACUGGACUAUCAGCUGAGGUGACAGGGACAACUGGACAGUCAGCUGAAGUGACAGGGACAACUGGACAAUCUGUUGGAGUGACAGGGACAACUAGAUCAUCAACUGGAGUGACAGGGAUAACUGGACUAUCAGCUGUGGUGACAGGGAAAACUGGACUAUCAGCUGAGGUGACAGGGACAACUGGAUUAUCAGCUGGGGUGACAGGGACAACUAGACAGUCAGUUGGUGUGACAAGGUCAACUGGACUAUCAGCUGAGGUGACAGGGACAACUGGACAGUCAGCUGAAGUGACAGGGACAACUGGACAAUCUGUUGGAGUGACAGGGACAACUAGAUCAUCAACUGGAGUGACAGGGAUAACUGGACUAUCAACUGGAGUGACAGGGACAAGUAGACUAUCAGCUGGAGUGACAGGGACAACUGGACCAUCAGCUGGGGUGGUGGGGACAACCGGACAGUCAGCUGAGGUGACAAGGACAACUGAACAAUCAACUGCAGUGACAGGGACAAUUGAAUCACCAGUUGGAGUGACAGGGACAACUGGACUGUCAGCUGAAGCAACAGGGACAACCAGACCAUCAGCUGAGGUGACAGGGACAACUGAACUAUCAGCUGGGGUGACAAGGAUAACUGGACCAUCAGCAGAAGUGACAGGGACAACUGGACCAUUGGCUGGAGUGACAGAGACAACUGAAUUAUCAGCAGAAGUGACACGGACAACUGGACUGUCAGCUGAGGUGACAGGGAAAACUGGAUCAUCAGCAAGAGUGACAGGAAUAACUAGACCAUCAGCAGAAGUGACAGGGAAAACUGGGCUAUCAGCUGGAGUGAUGGGGACAACUGGACCAUCAGUUGAAGUGACAGGGACAACUGGAUCAUCAGCUGGAGUGACAGGGACAACUGGGCCAUCAGCUGGAGUGACAGGGACAAGUGGACUAUCAGCUUCAGUGGCAGGGACAACUGGCCCAUCAGCUGAAGCAACAGGGCUACCUGUAGUAUCAGCUGGGGUGACAGGGACAAUUGGAUCACCAGCUGGAGUGACAGGGACAACUCAGCUAUCAGCUGUGGUGACAGGGAUAACUGGACUAUCAACUGAGGUGACAGGGACAACUGGACUAUCAGCUGGGGUGACAGGGAUAGCUGGACUCUCAGCUGGGGUGACAGGGAUAACUGGACCAUCAGCUGGAGUGACAGGGAUAACUAUAGUAUCAGCUGGAGUAACAGGGACAACUGAACUAUCAGCUGAAGUUUCAGGGAUAACUGGACCAUCAGCUGGGGUGACAAGGACAACUGGACUAUCUGCUGGGGUGACAGGGAUAACUGGACUAUCAGCUGGGGUGACAGGGACAACUGAACAGUCAGCUGAAGUGACAGGGACAACUGGACAAUCUGUUGGAGUGACAGGGACAACUAGAUCAUCAACUGGAGUGACAGGGACAAGUGGACUAUCAGCUGGGGUGACAGGGAUGAUCUGGAGGAAAACUAGAUCAUCUACUGGAGUGACAGGUACAAAUGGACUAUCAGCUGAAGCGACAGGGACAAAUGAAAUACCAGCUGGGGUGAGAGGAACAACUGGACAGUCAGCUGAAGUGACAGGGACAACUGGACAAUCUGUUGGAGUGACAGGGGCAACUAGAUCAUCAGUUGGAGUGACAGGGACAAUUGGAUCAUCAGCUGGAGUGACAGGGACAAUUGGAUCACCAGCUGGAGUGACAGGGACAACUCGGCUAUCAGCUGUGGUGACAGGGAUAACUGGACUAUCAGCUGAGGUAACAGAGAUAACUGGAUCAUCAACUGGGGUGACAGGGAUAACUGGACCAUCAGCUGGAGUGACAGGGACAACUACAGUAUCAGCCGGAGUAACAGGGACAACUGGACUAUCUGCUGGGGUGAGAGAGACAAUUGGUCUAUCAACUGGGGUGACAGGGACAAUUGGAUCAUCAACUGGAGUGGCAGGGACAACAAGACUAUCAGCUGGAGGGACAGGGACAACUGGACUGUCAGCUGAAGUGACAGGGACAACUGGCCAAUCUGUUGAAGUGACAGGGACAGCUAGAUCAUCAGCUGGAGUGACAGGGAUAACUGGAUUAUCAGCUGGACUGACAGGGACAAGUGGACUAUCAGCUGUGGUGACAGGGAUAACUGGACUAUCGGCUGGGGUGACAGGGAUAACUGGACCAUCAGCUGGAGUGACAGGGGCAACUACAGUAUCAGCUGGAGUAACAGGGACAACUGGACUAUCAGAUGAAGUGACAGGGAUAACUGGACUAUCAGCUGGAAUGACAGGGACAACUGGACUAUCUGCCGGGGUGACAGAGACAAUUGGACUAUCAUCUGGGGUGACAAGGACAAUUGGAUCAUCAGCUGUAGUGGCAGGGACAACAAGACUAUCAGCUGGAGUGACAGGGACAACUGGACCAUCAGCUGGUGUAACGGGGUCAGCUGGACUAUCAGCUGGGGUGACAGGGACAACUGGACAGUCGGCUGAAGUGACAGGGACAACUGGACAAUCUGUUGGAGUGACGGGGACAACUGGACUAUCAGUUGGGGUGAUGGGGACUACCAGAUCAUUAGCUGGGGUGACAGGGACAACUGGUUCAUCUGCAAAAUCUGAGACAAGUAUACCAUCAGCUGGAAAAACAGGAACAACCAGAACAUCAGUUGAAGAAUCAAGGACAACUAGACCAUCCGCUGGAAUAACAGGUACAAAUGGACUAUCAGCUGGAGUGACAGGGUCAACUGGACCAUCAGCUGGAGUGACAGGGACAACUGGACUAUCAGCUGGAGUGACAGGGACAACUGGACUAUCAGCUGGAGUGACGGGGACAACUGGACUAUCAGCUGGAGUGAUGGGGACCACUGGACUAUCAGUUGGAGUGACAGGGAAAACUGGACUAUCAGCUGGAGUGACAGGGACAACUGGACCAUCAGUUGGAGUGACAGGAAUAACUACACUAUCAGCUGGAGUGACAGGGACAAGUGGACUAUCAGCUGGAGUGACAGGGAAAACAGGGCUAUCAGCUGGAGUAACAGGGAGAACUGGGCCUUCAGCUGAAGCAACAGGGAAAACUGGACUAUCGGCUGGAGUGACAGGGAUCACUGGACUAUCAGGUGGGGUGACAGGGACAACUGGUUCAUCAGCCAGGGUGACAGGGACAACUGGAUUAUCUGCAAAAUCUGGGACAAGUAUACCAUCAGCUGGAAAAACAGGAACAACCAGAACAUCAGUUGAAGAAUCAAGGACAACUAGACCAUCAGCUGGAAUAACAGGUACAAAUGGACUAUCAGCUGAAGUGACAGGGUCAACUGGACCAUCAGCUGGAGUGACGGGGACAACUGGACCAUCAGCUGGAGUGACAGUGACAACUGGACUAUCAGCUGGAGUGACGGGGACCACUGGACCAUCAGCUGGAGUGAUGGGGACAACUGGACUAUCAGCUGGGGUGACAGGGACUACCAGAUCAUUAGCUGAGGUGACAGGGACAACUGGAUCAUCUGCAAAAUCUGGGACAAGUAUACCAUCAGCUGGAAAAACAGGAACAACCAGAACAUCAGUUGAAGAAUCAAGGACAACUAGACCAUCAGCUGGAAUAACAGGUACAAAUGGACUAUCAGCUGAAGUGACAGGGUCAACUGGACCAUCAGCUGGAGUGACGGGGACAACUGGACCAUCAGCUGGAGUGACGGUGACAACUGGACUAUCAGCUGGAGUGACGGGGACCACUGGACCAUCAGCUGGAGUGACGGGGACAACUGGACUAUCAGCUGGGGUGACAGGGACUACCAGAUCAUUAGCUGGGGUGACAGGGACAACUGGAUCAUCUGCAAAAUCUGGGACAAGUAUACCAUCAGCUGGAAAAACAGGAACAACCAGAACAUCAGUUGAAGAAUCAAGGACAACUAGACCAUCAGCUGGAAUAACAGGUACAAAUGGACUAUCAGCUGAAGUGACAGGGUCAACUGGACCAUCAGCUGGAGUGACGGGGACAACUGGACCAUCAGCUGGAGUGAUGGUGACAACUGGACUAUCAGCUGGAGUGAUGGGGACCACUGGACCAUCAGCUGGAGUGAUGGGGACAACUGGACUAUCAGCUGGGGUGACAGGGACUACCAGAUCAUUAGCUGAGGUGACAGGGACUACCAGAUCAUUAGCUGGGGUGACAGGGACAACUGGAUCAUCUGCAAAAUCUGGGACAAGUAUACCAUCAGCUGGAAAAACAGGAACAACCAGAACAUCAGUUGAAGAAUCAAGGACAACUAGACCAUCAGCUGGAAUAACAGCUACAACUGGAGUGCCUGCUGCAACUUCCCUAGGAGCUGAAGGUGAAAGCAUAGCUUCCACAUCAGUUGCCACGGGAGCCAUCCCUGGGUCAACAAUUGCACCAGGAAGUACCACUACUGUGCCAUCAAAACAGCCUGAAGUAGCAGGUACCACUGGGGUAACCACUGGCACAACUCUUGCCCCUAGAAGUUCUAACACAGAGGCUACAACUGCUACAGGGACUCCUGGAGCAGGACUGUCAGGCGGCACCACUAUCAUUUCUUCUGAAGUCAGUACCAGUUCAGAAGUUUCCAACACAGGUAUCACUGGAGUAGGCUCUGAGACAUCUGUUGAAACAGGAAUUUCCAACACAGCUACGACUGGGGUGGCUCCUGGCACAACCCUUGCCCCUGGCAGUUCCAGGACAGAAGUCACAACUUCCAUAGGAGGAAGUACAUCAACAAGAGGUGGAAUAGCCACAGAAGCCACAGGUUCCUCAAGAGGGGUCAGGACCACUGGAUCAGAAGCUGCAGGAGCUACGACCACGGUUUCACCUGUUACCAGCAGCAGUUCACAGGGUCCCAAGCCAGGUACUUCUGGAGAAUUCUCUGGGACAACCAUUUCAUCUGGAGGCUUCCACACAGAAGCCACAACUCUCACAGGAGGUAGGGGCAGUACUGGAACUGAAUCCAGAGCAGAGUCCACAACUUCCCUACAAGAAAGUGCAAAGACAAGAGGUGGAAUAGCGACAGAGGCCACAAGUUCCACAGGAGGGGUCAGAGCCACUGGAACAGAAGCUCCAGGAGCUACCUCUGGUAAAUUCUCCGGGACAACCAUUUCAUCUGGAGGUUCCCACACAGAGGCCACAACUCUCGCAGGUAGCAGGGGCAACACUGAAAGUGAAUUCAGAACAGCCACCACUGGGGUAGUUCCUGCCACAACUGUUGCCCCUGGCCGUUCCAAGACAGAGGCCACCACUUUCCUAGGAGUAAGUGGAACAACAAGUGUUGGAAGAGCCACGGGUGAUCUUCACUCCUUCCUUUCUUUUCUCUCUCUCUCAGGGGCCACAACCAGCCAAGCAGAACGUCCAGGAGAUACUUCUGGUGAAUUCCCAGGAACAACCAUUACAUCUGGAGAUUCCCACACAGAGACCACAGCUGUGACAGGAAGCAGGGGCAGUAUUGGAACUGAAUCCAUAGCAGAGACCACAACAUACAUUAGACGAAGUGGGACCACAAGAAGUGGAUUAGCCACAGCUACCACUGGGGAAUUCUCUGGAAAGACUCUGGAACCUGGGAAUGACAACACAGAGGCCACAAGUUCCACAGGAGGGGUCAGGGCCACCGGAUCAGAAGCUCCAGGAGGUACCUCUGGUGAAUUCCCAGGGACAACAUUUACAUCUGGAGGUUCCCACACAGAGGCCACAACUUUCACAGGAGGCAGGGGCAGUACAGGAACUGAAUCCAGAGCAGCCACCAGCAGGGCAGCUCCUGGCACAACUCUUGCCCCUGGCAGUUCCAACACGGGGGCCACAGCUUCCCUAGGUGGAAGUGCAACGACAAGAGGUAGAAUAACCACCGCUACCACUGGGGCAUUCUCUGGAAAGACUCUGGAGCCUGGGAACGACAACACAGAGGCCACAAGUUCCACAGGAGGGGUCAGGGCCACCAGGUCAGAAGCUCCAGGAGGUACUUCUGGUGAAUUCCCUGGGACAACAAUUACAUCUGGAGGAUCCCACACAGCCACCAGCAGGGCAGCUCCUGGCACAACUCUUGCCCCUGGCAGUUCCAACACGGGGGCCACAGCUUCCCUAGGUGGAAGUGCAACGACAAGAGGUAGAAUAACCACCGCUACCACUGGGGCAUUCUCUGGAAAGACUCUGGAGCCUGGGAACGACAACACAGAGGCCACAAGUUCCACCAGAGGGGUCAGGACCACCAGAUCAGAAGCUCCAGGAAAGGCCACAACUCUCACAGGAGACAGGAGCAGUACCAGAAGUGAAUCCAAAACAGCCACCACUGGGGUAGUUCCUGCCACAACUGUUGCCCCUGGCCGUUCCAAGACAGAGGCCACCACUUUCCUAGGAGUAAGUGGAAUAACAAGCAUUGGAAGAGCCACAGGCGCCACAACUUCCACAGUAGGGGGUGACACCAGCCAAGCAGAACGUCCAGGAGGUACAACUGUGGUUUCAGCUCGAGUCAGCAGCAGUUCACAGAGCUCCAGACCAGGUAUCUCUGUCACACCAGAGAGCUCAGCAUCUGAAAGUGAAACAGUUACUACAGAAGAAUUAUCUGGGACAAAUGCUAAAUGUCCCACAUUGGUAGGCACCACGGCAGCCUCAGGAGGCCAAGCAACUGGGAGCCUGACCACCACCACUGGGGUAGCUCCUGGCACAACUGUUGCACCUGGCAGUUCCAACACAGAGGCCACAACUUCUGUAGGAGAAAGAGAAACAACAAAAGCUGAAAUAAUCACAGGUACCACUGGAAAAUUAUCUGGAACAACCAUUAUAUCUGAAACUUCCACCACAGCAGGCAUCACUGCAGCAACAGGGAAGCAAGCAGGCAUCUCAGUGGUAGCUCCUGCCACAACAGUUGCCCCUGGAAGUUUCAGCACAGCAGUGACAGCUUCUCCUGAAGCAACACGAGUGACUGGCGUUACAACUGCAAAGACCACAACUUCCCUAGGAGGAAGUGACACCCCUGGAGCAGAAAUAAAAUCAGCCACCACUGGAGCACCAGGAAGUAGGACAGGCACAGCUGGAGUGCUCUCUGCUACAACAGUCUCCGCUGGGAGCUCCAACUCAGAGGCCACAACUUCUAUAGGAGAAAGUGGAAAAACAGGAGCUGAAAUAAUCACAGAGGCCACCACUUCCACAGAAGAGACUGGUACUUCUGGAACUGGAUUCAAAACUGGUAUCUCAGCGGUGGCCCCUGCCACAACAGUUGCCCGUGGAAGUUUCAGCACAGCAGCCACAACUUCUCCUGGAGCAAGUGGAAUGACUGGGGUUACAACAACUGCAAAGACCACAACUUCCCUAGGAGGAAGUAGCACCACUGGAGCAGAAAUAAAAUUAUUAAGAACCACCACUACAGCACCAGAAAGUAGGAGAGCUGGAGUGCUCUCUGCUACAACAGUCUCCGCUGGGAGCUCCAACUCAGAGGCCACAACUCCUGUGGGAGAAAGUGGAAUAACAAGAGCUGAAAUAAUCACAGGUACCACUGGAGAAUUGUCUGGAAUGACAAUUAUAUCUGGAAGUUUUAACACAGAGGCCACCACUUCCACAGAAGGGACAGGUACUUCUGGAACUGGAUUCAAAACUGCAGGCAUCACUUCCGCCUCAGGGAAACAAGCAGGCACCUCUGGGGUAUCUCUUGCCACAACAGUUGCCCCUGGAAGUUUCAGCACAGUGGCCACAACUUCUUCUGGAGCAAGUGGAAUAACAGGGGCUGGCCCCACCUCAGAGACCACAGCUUCCCUAGGAGGAAGUGGUACCACCGGAGCAGGAAUAAAAUCAGGAGCCACUACUGGAGCACCAGGAAGUAAAACAGGCACAGCUGCAGGUUCCUCUGGUACAACAGUUGCCCCUGGGAGCUCCAACUCAGAAGCUACAACUUCUAUAGGAGAAAAUGGAAAAACAAGUGGGGAAAUAAUCACAGGUACUACUGAGGGCACCUCUGGCAAAGUUCUGGAACCUGGAAGUGCUCACACAGAGGCCACAACUUUCCCAGGAGGCAGCGGGACCACCCGAGCAGGACUACCAGGAGGUACCACUGGAGAAUUGUCCGGAACGACCAUUAUAUCUGGAAGUUCUAACACAGAGGCCACAACUUCCACAAAAGGGACUGGUACUUCUGGAACUGGCUUCAAAACUGGUACCUCUGUGGUGGCACCUGGCACAACAGUUGCCCCUGGAAGUUUCACCACAGUAGCCACAAUUUCUCCUGGAGCAAGUAGAACCACUGGGGCUGGACCCGCUGAAGAAACCACAACUUCCCUAGGAGGAGGUGGCACCACUGGAGCAGAAAUAAAAUCAGGAGCCACCUCCGGAGCACCAGGAAGUAAGACAGGCACAGCUGGAGUGCCCUCUGUGACAACAGUUGCCCCUGGAACCUCUAACUCAGAGGCCAUGACUGCUUUAAGAGAAAGUGGAAAAACAAGGGCUGAAAUAACCACAGGUACUACUGAGGGCAAAACUCUGGCAGCUGAAAGUACCCACACAGAGGCCACAACUUUCUCAGGAGGCAGCGGAACCACCCGAGCAGGACCAUCAGGAGAGCCCACAACUUCCAUUGAAGAGACUGGUCCUUCCAGAACUGUAUUCAAAACUGUAGGCAUCACUUCGGUCCCAGGGAGGCAAGCAGGCACCUCUGUGGUGGCGCCUGGCACAACAGUUGCCCCUGGAAGUUUCAGCACAGCAGCCACACCUUCUCCUGGAGCAAGUGGAAUGACUGGGGUUAGAACCACUUCGAAGACUACAACUUCCCUAGGUGGAAUUGGCACCACUAGAACUGAAAUAAAAUCAGGAGCCACCACUGGAGCACCAGGAAGUAAGACAGGCACAGCUGGAGUGCCCUCUGCUACAACAGCUGCCCCUGGGAGCUCCAACUCAGAGACCACAACCUCUGUAGGAGAAAGUGGAAUAACAAGUGCUGAAAUAGUCACAGGUACUACUGAGGGCAUCUCUGGCAAAACUCUGGAAACUGGAAGUGCCCAAACAGAGGUCACAACUUUCUCAGGAGGCAACCGGACCACCCGAGCAGGCCCACCAGAGGCCACAACUUCCAUUGAAGAGACUGGUACUUCUGGAACUGGAUUCAAAAUCGCAGGCAUCACUGCAGCACCAGGAAAGCAAGCAGACACCUCUGGGGUGGCACCUGGCACAACAGUUGCUCCUGGAAGUUUCAGCACAGCAGCUACAACUUCUCCGGGAGCAAGCAGAGUGACUGGCACUGGACCCACUGCAGAGACCACAAUUUUCCUAGGAGGAAGUAGCACCACUGGAGCAGAAAUAAAAUCAGGAGCCACCACCAGAACACCAGGAAGUAAGACAGGCACAGCUGGAGUGCCCUCUGGGACAACAGUCACCCCUGGGAGCUCCAACUCAGGAUCCAUGACCACUGCACUGGGGAGCCAACUCUCCAGCAGUCAAACAGUGAUUCCAGGUUCCAGUGGCAUCAUCUCUCACACAACUGUUGCACCUGGAAGUUCUGUUAUAGGCACUACUGGUGUGGCCUUGAGCACGGCUGUUGCACCUGGAAGUUCCAGUACAGAAGCCACAACUUCCACAGGAGUCCAUAGAACCACUGUAGUGGGAUGGAAGACAGAAGCUAUGACGUCCUUUAGAGGCACUGAGACCACAGGAAGUGGAAUGAAUACAGGGGUAUCAGGUAGCCAAGUCACUAGCAUUCCACUAGGUACUACUGCAGUGGUCUCUGGCAACACCAUCUCACCUAGCAGUGUCAACACAGAAGCUACCAGCGGCACAUCUGAGAGGUCAAACCCUGGAAGUGAAAUAGGUACCACUGGUAUAGUCUCUGGCACAACAGUUGCAUCUGGAAGUUCCAACACAGAAGCCACAACUUCUUUGGGCAAUGGUGGAACCACUGAGGCUGGAAGUAAAAUAGUUACCACUGGGAUAACUACUGGCACAACCAUUGUAUCUGGGAGUUCCAACACAAAGGCUACGACUUCUACAGGCAUUGGAGUUGCCACUGGAGUUGGAAUGGCAACUGGGAUCACCAACAUAAUUUCAGGGAGAAGCCAACCUACUGAAAGUAAAACAGGCUACACUGUGACAGGCUCUGGGACAACAGCCUUACCUGGAGGUUUCAGAACAGUUGCUCUUACAGAGGCCACAACUUUUAAAGGUUAUGUUGGAACCACUGAAGCAGAAAUUUCAUCAGGCAAUACCCCAGGAUCAACAGGAGUCACCAGCAGCCAAGAAGGCACCACUGUAAUAUCAAGUGGAAUCACUGGAAUCCCAGAAACUUCCAUCGCAGAUCCUUCCAAGGAAGCAUCUAACGAAACCACUGCUCCUGGACCUCCUACCACAGUCACUGCUUCCACAGGAGUCAAAAUAACUUCUGGAACUGGAGUGCAAACAGGCUCCACCUUGGUUCCAGCUGGAGUGCCAACAAGACCACAAGUACCCCAGUCAGAAACCACUGUCGUGGCAACCAGAGAAGUAGAAACUGAAAAUAAAACAGAAUGUCUAGCCUCACUUCCACCCGCUCCAGUUUGUCACGGUCCACUGGGAGAAGAGAAAUCUCCUGGAGACAUAUGGACUGCCAAUUGCCACAGAUGUACCUGUACUGAUGCAAAGACUAUAGACUGUAAACCUGAGGAGUGCCCUUCUCCACCCACAUGCAAAACCGGUGAAAAGCUUGUGAAGUUCCAAUAUAAUGACACCUGCUGUGAAAUUGGAUACUGUGAACCAAGAACAUGUUUGUUUAACAAUACUGACUAUGAGAUUGGUGCUUCAUUCGAUGACCCCAGCAACCCCUGUGUCUCCUAUUCCUGCAAAGACACUGGCUUUGCUGCAGUAGUCCAGGACUGCCCAGAGCAGACCUGGUGUGCAGAAGAAGACAGAAUCUAUGAUUCCAAAAAAUGUUGCUAUACAUGUAAGAAUAAUUGCAGAUCUUCCUUUGUGAAUGUGACUGUUAUCAACAGUGGUUGCAAGAAAAGAGUUCAGAUGGCAAAAUGCGCAGGGGAAUGUGAAAAGACUGUCAAGUACAAUUAUGAUACCUUACUCUUGGAACAUUCAUGCCUUUGCUGCCGAGAAGAAAACUAUGAACUCAGAGACAUUGUACUUGACUGUCCUGAUGGGAGUACAAUCCCUUACCAAUACAGGCAUAUCACAACCUGCUCUUGUUUAGACAUAUGCCAACCAUAUACGACUUUCACGUACAGUUAAUGCUGACAUCACCUUCCCAGUUUUAACAGGCCUGGUAUUUAUAAGUGAGGAAAAAUAAUCAUUAAAAUAGUGGGAAUAACUAAACAUUUGUAUCUCACUCAAAACAAUGAGUUCUCAUUAUGAGGAAUUUUGCUCUCUCGUGGACUGGAUCUGAAAAAUAAACACAACCUGACAAGCAA